Abrus precatorius (Indian licorice) is the source of this 506-nucleotide messenger RNA. Its product is annotated as guanine nucleotide-binding protein subunit gamma 2-like. NCBI's taxonomy places the organism in Eukaryota, Viridiplantae, Streptophyta, Magnoliopsida, Fabales, Fabaceae. Bases 177 to 494 code for a protein of 105 amino acids. The record is from RefSeq and is a predicted model, not a curated record. Gene Ontology annotation, biological process: G protein-coupled receptor signaling pathway. The transcript is spliced from 4 exons.
CCUGCUUCUGCUUUCAUGGCCAACACUUGAUGGGGUCCACGGAAAUUUCUGAGUCAUCCUCGUUUUCCUCAAAAAUGGAGUCUUUACACUCAAUCACUUCUGUUUCAUAGGCUUUCUGGGUCAUCAACUGUGUACAAACUAGAGAUUUUUCAUCGCCACCGGUUCAGCUUCAGAAAAUGCAAGCGGAUGGGGCUGAAUCAGUGAGGCCCAUGACCCACAGGGUUCAAUCUUUGUCUUCUGCAGACACGAGAGGGAAGCAUAGGAUACAUGCUGAACUGAAACGGUUGGAACAAGAAACAAGGUUCUUAGAGGAAGAGCUAGAACACCUUGAAAGAAUGGAAAAAGCAUCUACAUCGUGCAAAGAAAUGCUCGGUAGUGUGGAGACAAGACCCGAUCCUUUGCUAUCAUUAACCAAUGGUCCUGUGAAUCCUUUAUGGGAUAGAUGGUUUGAAGGCCCCCAGACUUCUAAAGACUGCAGAUGCUGGAUUCUCUGAUAGACAAUACUA